Molecule: messenger RNA, 747 nt
Organism: Seriola dumerili (greater amberjack)
Lineage: Eukaryota; Metazoa; Chordata; Actinopteri; Carangiformes; Carangidae
Product: GTPase IMAP family member 7-like
Exons: 2
Coding region: 1-747 (248 amino acids)
Molecular function (GO): GTP binding
Source: RefSeq, a predicted model, not a curated record
AUGCGACAUGCUGAUGAGCCUCUCAGGAUGGUGCUGCUUGGGAAGACUGGUAAUGGGAAGAGUGCAGCUGGAAACACCAUUUUAGGAGAAGAACUUUUUAAAUCCAGAGCCAGCCAGAGGUCUGUGACCAAGAGUUGCCAGAAAGCAUCAGGAGAGAUUGAUGGACGGUCUGUUGCUGUGGUCGACACCCCCGGCUUGUUUGAUACAACUCUCUCUGAGGAUGAAAUCCAUCAGGAGAUUGUGAAUUGUAUCACCAUGUUGUCUCCUGGACCUCAUGUGUUCUUACUGGUGCUGCAGAUCGGCCGAUUUACACAAGAGGAAGAAGUCACAGUAGAACUGAUCAAGAAGUACUUCGGCCAAAAGUCUAAAGAUUUUACCAUCGUUCUGUUCACCAGAGGAGAUAACCUGAACAAUCAGUCAGUUGAAAGUUACAUAGAAGAAGAGUGUGUUGACUUUGUUAAACACCUGAUGGAAGAGUGUGGAGGGAGAUACCACGUCUUCAAUAACAAAGACAAAACAAACCACACACAAGUCAGUCAGCUGUUCUCCAAGAUUGAAACAAUGCUGCAGAAAACUGGUGACAGCUGCUACAACGCUGAGUUGUUCCGAUUCUCAAAGGAAGAAAUACGAAAGAAAAUGGGAAACAUGAUGAGAGAGAAUCACAGAAAAGAAGAGUGUCUGGAGGAGGACCUGCCUGAGGAGAAGGGGGAGGGGCCUAGCUUGAUCAGGAGCUUCUGUACAGUGUAG